Messenger RNA from Uranotaenia lowii, 2424 nucleotides. Its product is annotated as gremlin-1-like. Gene Ontology annotation, molecular function: receptor ligand activity; BMP binding. The transcript has 2 exons. NCBI's taxonomy places the organism in Eukaryota, Metazoa, Arthropoda, Insecta, Diptera, Culicidae. Gene Ontology annotation, biological process: animal organ morphogenesis. The coding region runs from base 1204 to 2172 and encodes 322 amino acids. The record is from RefSeq and is a predicted model, not a curated record.
UUCUUCCUUUUGGGCGAUCGCUGGUGCUCUAGCUUAGAGUGUAACAGAGCUAAGUUUUUCGGGACGAUCAAGAUCAAAGGCUAAAGGGUGCCGGUUUCCGUCAGCUAUCGGGUUGUGUUAUUUGUUUCCCGAAGCAUAAUUUGAUGAUUGGAGUAAAUAUUAAACCGCUAAAUUAUCAAGUGCGAAAUAAACAGAUAAUUUCGCCAGGCGCCAGGUCGGUUUAUAGACUAAAUUUCGAAACCGAUCAACCAGACUACGCCAAACAUUGGACGGUUUGUGUGUGGAAAAGUACCAAGUGUGUGACGGAUAGUGAAAAUAAAAAAGACCAGAACGGAAGCUCCCGAAAAAACCGGCAAAUUGAAUCAAAAUAAAUAAGGAAAACUGUGAGUGCGCGCGUGUUUUCAUCUUCGAAGCAGGAGGGGACGGGAAGAAAAAAUAUAAAAUCCCCCCGAGUUUGCAAAUGUAAAAUUGCCUUCCCGAAAGGAAAUUUUAGCCUAAUUAACGUCCCGUUUGAAUUUGGUGAGCGUGUUUACAUGCUUUCAGUGCCGAGUGAUCCAAACAGUAAACUGUCCGCUAGCCAACAUCUUCCGGCGCGGCCGGUACGAAAUAUUAUGUGUAAAUGUAUAGAUGGUCCCGUCAGUGUGCAGUGUUAAUGUGCUGGGAAAUUUAAGGAAAAAAAAAAACGCAAAAUCUUCAAUUGAUUUCCUGUCCUGAAGCUAUAGCUCAAUAGAAACUGAUCCAUGCUGAGAACUCUUCAAAAGAUGCCAUACACAAACUUACUAAAUUUCCCGGCGACUUUCCCCACGCGCUGAAUCAUUCACGAGCUUCAAACUUUGUAGCUUUGCAUCUUUUUCGUGAAAAACGUUUGAGAUCAAGAGAGGAAUAAACAUUGGCUCAAUUAGCCUUAUUGAAGGUUGGUAAGCAAAAAAUACAUACACUGUAUGCGAUAAAUCACGAUUUGUAAUGUUGAGCUAAACGAACGUCAUAUACGAACUGCUAAUUCGAAACGAAUGCAUUGAUAGAUAACGAUCUGUUCUAGUGAGUGGGUUUCUAGUUUCCAUUUGGGUGAUCUAUACUUGAGAAGAACAAAAAUUGUAGCAAAACUAAACUACUAAAAAUAAGUGCGAGCAAUCUACGGAAGAGCAGAAAACAAUCGGGCAGCAUCCGGGUGACAAUUUCGUUCCCAUCAGAUUACAAAUCAAGAUGAAUCUGACAAUGAAGCUGCUGGUGCUGCUGCUCUCGCUGCUGCUGAUACACAAUUGCUCGCCAUCCGACGGCCACCGGAUACAGCUGUCGGAUUCGAUUCUGGACUUUAUCAACACCCGCCACGUGGAGCGAGUGCUGGCGGAGAGGCGGAUGAACGCGUCUGGGUCGUCGUCUUCGUCGUCGACGGCACGAGACGAAAAGCGCUAUCUAGUGCAGAACGAUCUGCUGGACGAUGCGGGGGGCGGGGGUGGAGGCGGAGUUGAUGGUGGAGAUGGAGCAGACGACGAUCAACUGUACGCCCAAACGCCCGAAGUGGCGAUCGAUUUUGACUUCAACGGCCGCCGUCAGUCCGGCAUCGGAAUGAUCCCAUCGGGUUCGGCGGCUUCAGCGUCAGGGGCCUACAAUGAAACGGGCUUUCAGUACCAAUCGGCCGGAUCCGCCCCCAAUGCGGAUAUUUUGGCGGACCUGCAGGCAUUCCGGGGCGACAAGCUGCUAAAGUCCAGCAAAAACGCACUGGUCGUGACGCGGAAAGAAUACCUUAAGAAGGACUGGUGCAAGACGGAACCUCUGGUGCAGCGAAUUCGCGAGGAGGGCUGCCUCAGUCGGACGAUCAUCAAUCGCUUUUGCUACGGGCAGUGUAAUUCGUUCUACAUUCCAAAGUCACCGAAGCGUAGGCGGCAUCACGGGCAGGAAGGAGGGCGGGGACGUGGCGGCAAUCGCCAUGGUCACCAUGGCAACCACCAUAGCAACGCCGCCGGUGCUGCCCUGCCCCCGCGAGAGGUCGAUCUGGACUUCGAGGACGAGGAUCUGACCGGGCCGGCGUUCCGGUCCUGUGCCUUCUGCAAACCGAAAAAGUUCACCUGGAUCACGGUGACGCUCCGGUGUCCCUCCCUGGUGCCCCAGCUCAGGCGGAAACGCAUCCAGCGCAUCAAGCAGUGCAAAUGUAUCGCCGAGCCGCUGAACUAAGUCAGACACAAAAAGUCAGUCAGUCAGUCAACGUAGUGUUUGUUAACUCUGGGUGAGCUGAUCGCGCGCGGGUACGUGAGUUGUUGAUGAGUGCGAAUUAGUAAGAGUUUUUUUUUUAAUUUUUACCAACCGACCUACAGUUUUGCAAACUUUUCAAACCGUUCGUGGGUGGAUGCAAAGAGUAAGAAAAAGGGUGAGAUCUUCUUUCCCUCAGGGAUGUGCAGUGCACAGAUAAUCGGGAUAAAGAGGAUA